AUCAAGGGCAUUCUCGACGAGUACCCAGACGGGACCCAGAUUGCUCGAGAACUUUUACAGAACAGCGACGAUGCUCGCUCCAAGGUGCAGUGGUACCUUCUCGACCACCACGACCGCCGCCCUGAAUCCGCAGGCCUGCGACUCUACCACCAAGCUUUGGCCGAAUACACUGGACCAGCGUUGUUGGCUGGCAAUGACUCGCUGUUUGAGGAGAAGGACUUCACGUCCAUGCAGAACCUUGCUGCCAGCGAGAAGAAGACCGACGAAACCAAGAUUGGUCAGAUGGGCAUCGGAUUCAACAGUAUCUACCAUAUGACCGAUUGUCCUUCGUUCAUCUCCGGUGAUCAGCUUGUGGUGAUAGAGCCGCACGAGCGAAUUUUCAGG
Molecule: messenger RNA, 384 nt
Organism: Gamsiella multidivaricata
Lineage: Eukaryota; Fungi; Mortierellomycota; Mortierellomycetes; Mortierellales; Mortierellaceae
Exons: 2
Molecular function (GO): Hsp70 protein binding
Source: RefSeq, a predicted model, not a curated record